GUGCCAUCAAGAAGUUUGGAUUUCACAUUCCUUUAAACGCGACGAGUGCGCCAGCCACACCUCACUCUCCCUGCAGCGCAGUUGAGCUUGGAUAGAUUGCCUGAUUUCGCUGUCGUUGCGAGUCGCCGCGCAAUGUGGACGUGAGCGAGUGCCAGAAACACACUGCUCGCUCGAUCAGCCGAUGGCGGUGCAGCGCUGUCAUGCACGCUUCGCCUCCUGCUUGCCACAUGGCCCAACAUGGUGGUCGAUGGCAAGGGAAAGUUCAAAGGCAUCCAACCGCUCGUGACGAGCCACUAUGAGUCUGCCCAUGCGAGUGGCAGCGGCACGGCCGCGUCGGCGCCUCGCAUCCGCGAGUACCGCGCGCUCAAGAAGAUGCCUAGGGCCGAGGAGGCGUUGCAGAUUCUGCGACGGAUCGGUGCAGUCGUCAAGCCGCUGAUGGCCAGUCACGGCUGGGUAUUGCCCUUGCUGGCGGAGUUUUCGCCCAAGCAAGAUAACCUGCUCGGCAUCAACGUCAACCGUGGCCAGAAGAUCUGCCUGCGCCUGCGCUGGAACCACAGCCCGGACGCCUUUCUCGACGAGGAGGACGUCAUACACACCAUGCUCCACGAGCUGACGCACACUGCCCGAGGGCCCCACGACGCGAUGUUCUUCAAGCUUCUCGGCAACCUCACGGAAGAGUACUGGGAUCUGAAGCGUAAGGGCUUCGUCAGCUUCGAGGCGUUCACCGGGCAGGCAUUCCGGCUCGGCGGGUCGAUCCCCAGCCGCGAGCCGGCGAUGGCGCUUGCGCGCAGACGUGCGGCCGAACAGGCCGAGCAGAGACGCAGGAUUGCCGAGCACGAGCGCGGCGGCGGUGGGGCUUCGUCCGGCUCGGCGUGCAAGACACCGGCGCAGCUCGCAGCAGAGGCCGCUGAGCGGCGCAGUAGGCACAUCCCGGCCGCAUGUCCGGAGAGCGCGGCAGACAACGCGCGCGCGGUGCAGGAGGCAGAAGACGAGGAGGCCAUCCAAGGCAUUCGAGUCAUCCGGAUCGAGGAUGACGAGGAGGAGCCGGACGUGUGGAUCCUCAAUGAUAACGAGCUGCCGCCGCGCUUUGCCGCGCCGUCCCCGCCUCAUGCAAGAUCGCGGGCUAACAAGGAGGCCAGCGAAGGAGCUAGAGCGCAAGAUGAGCAUGAAGUCAUCUUCCUCGACGAUUCUUGUUCGUCUUCUGAGGAUGGCGACGAUGACGACUCGGUCGUCAUAAUUGGCACGCGCGGCGUGCCGUCGCAAAACAAGAUGCGCGUCGAUGGCAAGCGCAGCAGCAGCGGCACAACGACAUGGCUCUGCUCGGCGUGCGCGCUGCGCAACGCGGCCAAGGCGCUGCGGUGCACGACGUGCGACGCGGCGCGGCGGGCGCUCUCUGCGCCCACGCAGGACCCGGCAGCGUCACCGGGAUGGAAGGCAGCGGCUGCGACGCCGGAUGGAUGGCAGUGUGCGGCGUGCGACUUCCCGAUGACCGGCGACCUGGGCGGCUUCUGGAUGUGCCGUGGCUGCGGCGCGAUCCGGCCGGGCUAGCUGCUGUACUGUGUGGACGAGAUGAGCCCUGCUCCGGCUCGGGGGCCUGGUGUACACGUGCGCGCGCGCGCGUGGAGCAUGGAAUGGACAAUAGAGGGAGGCGAUUCGCUAUGCUAUACAGAGGGAUUGAUUGGCAGGCUCAAAUGGCCAUUAGAUAUGUAGAUGACAUGAUGCGAUGGAUGAAUGUGGAUGGAUACGAGGAAAGCAGUUUUGGGGGUGCCAUGGAAAACGCAUGGCCCGCCCGGCUCAUG
Messenger RNA from Tilletiaria anomala UBC 951, 1799 nucleotides. RefSeq names its product WLM-domain-containing protein. Lineage: Eukaryota; Fungi; Basidiomycota; Exobasidiomycetes; Georgefischeriales; Tilletiariaceae. The record is from RefSeq and is a predicted model, not a curated record. The coding region runs from base 238 to 1548 and encodes 436 amino acids. The transcript has a single exon.